Molecule: messenger RNA, 4230 nt
Organism: Didymodactylos carnosus
Lineage: Eukaryota; Metazoa; Rotifera; Eurotatoria; Philodinida; Philodinidae
Source: the annotation of a GenBank genome assembly
AUGGCAGUUGCGCCAGGUGCUGCUGUCAUUAUUGUUGGUAGUCAUCAAGAUCAAUUAGCUAAACAUAAAAAUUAUCGUCAGAUUUCAGAACAUUUACAAAAUCUUAUAUAUAAACGUUUUAUGGAUACAAGUUAUAGUGAAAAAGUUGGCUAUCCAAAAGUAAUUGGUACAAAAGAUCAUUUGAUGUUACAACAACGAAUACCAGCUAAAUAUAUUUAUCUUGAAGAAGCCAUUUCUUUAAUAGUAGAGGAACGUCGUCUAAUGAAUAAAAAUCCUGUGUUAAAGUUAAAAGAAUAUACAGAAGUGAUAAAAGUCGCAUUUCAACGAUUGGAACGUCCAAAAUUUCGUGACGAUUUUGAAUUGUUACAAGCAACAAAAUUUUUACAUGAAAACGGAGUCGUUUUACAUUAUGACGAUACGUGUUUAUCUGAUUUAUAUUUUCUUGAUCCACAAUGGUUAUGUGAUUUGUUGGCUCACAUAAUUACAAUUGAACAAAUUAACGGAUUUGCUAGACAUGGCAUUAUGCGUAUAGAAGAUCUUUAUCUCUUAUUUAAAGGAGAAAUAUUUGAAACAACUGACGUAUGUUCAUAUAUAAUUGAUUUGUUAAGAAAAUUUGAAGUUGCUGUUACAUGGGAUAAUCAAAAUAUAUUAAUUCCACCAUUACUACCAUCAGAAGGUCAAUUUAAAUUAUUAAAUAUAAAUAAACGUUCUAGUCGAAUACCUAUUAUUCCCUAUACAAAAAUUGUUCAAUUAAAAUCGUAUAAAAAUCUACAUGAUUUUAAUACAUCGCUUAAUGAUACAAUUUCACAAUCUAAAAUGAAUUCAUUACAAUUAAAACAUUUAAUUCGUGUUGAUAAUGAACAACAAUAUAUUUAUCGAUUAUAUCAAAUUGCAUUUAUACCAAGUUGUUUUUGGCCACGUUUAAUAACUCGUCUAUUAGCUGAUACACAACUACGAGCAUGUUUAACCACUUAUUUCAUAACGGAUCUAACCAUGUUAAACACUAAUCAAUGGACAAUGGAUAGAAUUAAAACAAUAUUGUUAAAUGAAUCAAACUGGUACUGUUGGCAAACGGGUUUAGAGUUACGAUAUCAUGAUUGCUGUUUAAUUAGAAUAAAAGAAGUUUUAUUUGAACCAAUUGUUUCAUCUUUAACAACAGCAACGACGACAUACCAACAAGAAAAUGAAAAAGAAGAACAUGAUCAACAAUUAAAUACUGUACUAGGUUAUCCUUAUCGAAAUAUGAUAUUUAAAUUUGAUACAGAUGAAGAAUUAAAUAAACAAAUUAUUGCAACAAAUGGUUCACUCAUUGAAAUUUGUGUUUAUAAUACAAAUUUACAAUUAAUUAUGGAUUAUAAUUUAAAUCAACAAGACAAAGAUCAAUUGUAUGUAUAUUCUUCUUUUAACAAUAGUCUCGAUUUACAUAUAAAUAAAAAUUAUUCUAGAUCCACAGAUCAUUUAGAUGUUGAUAAUGAGAAUUUCUUAACAAGUCGUAGUCAAAGUGAUCCACCAUUAUUAUCAUCUACAAACACUCCAUUUAUAAUUACUUUAAAUGUUCAAUUAUCAACAAUAGCAAAAAUUCUUAUGAAUUUAACGGAUAAUAUUGAUACAUUAUUAGAAGAUUGGUAUCCAGAAAUGGGUACACGUUUUGUACAAAAUUCAAAAGGAGAUUAUCUUGUUUAUCGUUUUAUACCGUGUCAUAAAUGUUUAAACGAAUCCGUUGAAGAUAAACAAAAUUCCAACGUUACUUUAACAUCAUCUCCAUCAUGGAAUCUUGUUGUUUCUGAUUCUAAAUACAAUGUUACAUUGUUUAGUCCUGAACAAGGUGUAAAAUUUCAUGCAAAUAGUGAAAUUGAUCGAACACGACAAUUAUCAAAAAAGAUCAGAAAAUACGAACUAAAUGAAUCAUUUUUAUGUCAUGCAUUUUGGAUUGAACAUGUUAUAUUUAAUUAUUUAGAGAAAAAGCCAAUACUCUGCGAAAAACAUGGUGAAAUUGAUUAUUCUACCAUUGCACCAGAUUUUUCAAUGAGACAAUAUAUUGAAAUUGCGGUAAAAGCUCUUGUACCAGUGGAUACAUCAAAUAUUUUAACAGAUUCAUCGAAAAACGACGAUAAUGAAGAUAUCAAUACAGAUAAAUCAAAAAAAUUAUCACUCCGAAAUAUUCGCAAAGAAUGGAAUUUAAAUCCGAUGCGUUCAGCGUGUAAAGCCUACAUUGCAUCUAGACAAGAAUUAUCGAUAUUAUUAGCAUUAAACAGACAUGAAAAUAUAGUACCAUUAUUAGGUUUAUGUCCAAAACCAUUAAGUUUAAUUCUUGAAUGUGCUCCAUACGGUUCAUUAGAUAAUAUUCUAAGCGAAUAUAAACGAAUGAAUACAUCACUUACAUUUUCAACAUAUCAAAAGUUAAUUGUUCAAAUAGCCAGUGCACUUGCACAUUUACAUAAACACUAUAUUAUUUAUCGUGAUCUUAAAUCAGAAAAUGUCCUUGUUUGGUCGUUACCCAUGCCACAUAUGCCAUCAAAAGGACAAGUAUUGGUUAAAUUAUCGGAUUAUAGUAUAAGUCGAGCAUUAUUACCAAGUGUAGGUACAAAAGGUUUUGCUGGUACUGAAGGUUAUAUAGCACCUGAAAUAAUUCGAUUCAAUGGUGAAGAAUUAUAUACAGAAAAAGCUGAUAUAUUUUCAUUUGCUAUGUUGAUGUAUGAAUUGUUGACACUUGAACAUCCGUUUCGUCGUAAUGGUAAAGAGCACGUUCGCGAUCUUAUAUUACAAUCAUGGCGUCCAUCUUUAACACAACAAGAACUAGCAUCACCAACAUUAAUUCUUGAUUUAAUGAUUUCUUGUUGGGCAGAAUCACCGUAUGAUCGUCCGUCUGCUGAAGAUAUUUACAAUAUAUCACGUAAAUUUGAAUUUCGUCAUUUAAUGGAUGUUGUUGAACUUUCAAACAAAGAAAAUUAUAAUGAACAUUUACCAUUGGCUGUAAUAACAUUUAGAGAUGAUAUUGAUAAUGAUGAUGUUGACGAUGAAUAUGAAGAAGAUCAAAUGGCUCUUCCAUCUGCUGAUGUUUGGAUUGUUCAACAUUCAAAACAAGAAUUAGAAUCAUCCUUGAUCGUUUUUGCCUAUGAUAAAUAUAAUGCUGUCCAUGAACGAUAUAUUAAUGUUUGUGGUUGUGAAAUUCGUGCAAUUCAUGUUCAUAAUCAACGAUAUGUAAUACUCGCUGAUAUUCUCAAUUGUCUCUAUAUUUUUUGUUCUAAAACAUUUGUUAAAUUACAUCAAUCAAUUCUUAUUCAUCAUCAUUCAAAUGCUCAACCAGUUCAUAUGAUCAGUUUAAAUGAACAACAACCAUUGUUAUCAUCGAUUGUCUAUUUAUUAUUGUCAGAUAAUUCAAUUUAUAGUUUAGAUUUAUUAAUUUUAUUACGUAAUCAAAUUGAUGCAAGUGAAUUAGGUUAUCGAUACAUUAUGAACAUUGCAUUACCUACUUUUAAAAUCACAGCAUUACCAACACCUAGUGGAAGAAAUGUUGAAAUUUGGGCAGGAUGUUCUUUGGGAAAUAUUCGUAUUAUUGAUGUAAGAACUGCUCAACUCUCUGUUCAAUUAUCUCAUCAAUAUCAAUAUGGUGGCGGUCAAACAGCUGUUCAUCUUCUAUGUUCAAAUAAAGAAUCACAAUAUCAAUAUUUUGUAUGGACAGCAAUGAAAACAGGAUGUUUUGUUUACGUUUGGAAUCAUUUAUCACGUCGAAUUGUGAAUCAUAUAGAUUGUGAAAAAGUAAUUAAACAGAAUGGAAACGAUUCAAAUGAAAUGAUUAUGAUCGAUUCAUUAUUACCCUAUCGAACAUUUUUAUUUAUCGGAUGUAGUACGGGACAUAUUCUUGUCGUUAAAGCCAUCAAUGUUCAACCAUUAACUAUUUUUCAUGCCCAUGAUCGAAAUGUAAUGAAUAUAUUUCCAUUAUCUAGUCAAUCAUCACGACCAAUAAUUGAUCUAACAAUACAUACACGUCAACAAUUAUCACAAUUUAAACAAUUACAAGAAAGAUUUGAACAACAAUGGAAACCAAAACAACAAAACCAACAACGUUUAGAUGAAAGUAAGAAUGAUGACAGUAGUGAUGAAAUAUCUUAUAUAUUAACGUACGGUUGUGGAGCUCAACCGUAUCAGUCUAUACCACAAUUGACAUAUGGCAAAGACACAAUUUAUCUAACUACUUGGUCUCUCGAAGAUUUCACUACGGAUUCAUAA